Gilbertella persicaria is the source of this 2430-nucleotide messenger RNA. RefSeq names its product WD40-repeat-containing domain protein. Gene Ontology annotation, biological process: protein ubiquitination. The record is from RefSeq and is a predicted model, not a curated record. Lineage: Eukaryota; Fungi; Mucoromycota; Mucoromycetes; Mucorales; Choanephoraceae. Bases 142 to 2379 code for a protein of 745 amino acids. Gene Ontology annotation, molecular function: protein binding. The transcript has 9 exons.
AAAGCAAAUGCCGUUUUUGUAUGCAGUCAAUCGAGCCUAUGCUUUUUCAGAGGACAUUAAACAGUAUGUUGUCUUUUUCAGAAUUCGAUUAUAAUCAUUUUGUUUAGAAAGACAAAAGGAAUACAUUCUCAAGUAUUUGAUAUGAAUCAGUAUGGAGGAAAUGAAGACUAUUUGACUUGCAUGUCCAUUUCUCAAGAGAAUGGUAUUAUAGCUAUGGGUUCGGGCAACAAGGCAGGCAAUCUAUACUUUGUUCAAGACUCGUCUGCUAUUAAAGACGUGGAAUUAGGAUCUAUGAGAUUUAAACCUGUUCAUAAACAAAGUCUGGGUAUGCCCAUUCAUUCACUUGAUUGGUCAAAAAACAGAAUCUUGAUAGGUAGCCGCCAAGGCAUUGUCAAGUUAUGCACUGUCAAUAUACAAGAAGGGUCCUCUUUCCAAGGUUUUAAUUUGGUAGGACAAUAUGUCAAUUCACCAUCCGAGAUUGUACAUUAUGCUCCAUCCUACACAAUCAACACGCAAGUCAAAGCGGUUGAAUUUUGUCCUGUCCAAGACCAAUUCCUAUCAACUACAAUCAAUCAAUUGGCGAUAUGGGAUACAACACAAGAGUCAGCACCUAUACAUCGAUAUUCGUCUUUGCAUCAAGCACCACUAAAUUGUGCUAGUUGGUCGCCCCAUCAAUCGCUCAUUGUGUGUGGUGGCUAUGAUAGAAAGCUAGUCAUUAUCGAUACAAGGACAAGUGACGGGGUGGCAUGGAGUGCAGAUAAAGCGCAUGACCGCCCUAUUCAGGAUGCCAAGUUUAAUCCAUUUAUACCAUAUUGGUUGGCUUCUGCAGGCGAAGACUCCGUUGUCAACAUAUGGGAUAUCCGAGCAACACAACAUUCUCCUGUUGCAAAAGUCGAUGGCAACGUUGGCACAGUUAAUUCAAUUACUUGGUCCAAUGUUCGCCCUGAAAAUAUUGGUACUGCUACUUCUGAUGGCUUCAUGCGUUUUUGGACCCUUUCUCCUGAAAGCUUCCCUAUAUGGGACACACAUUACAGAAUUACCCAUUAUAGCAAUCAAGAUACAUUACCUAUUGUACGUGAAAGGGAUCAAGACAAUAUCUGGUGUAUAAAGGAUCAGAACUACAGAUACGGUGAUACUCGAUCAUGGCGUACAAAUGUUUGGAAAGAGGAUGUUGUUGAUCAGGAUAAAAGAUCAGCUAUACUUUUAGCAGGUGCACUACGCUUAGGUCAAUGGGGAAAACAAGAUUCAGGUCUAAAAUAUAAAGGAGAGGAGUCAGUACAGGCAAGAGGACCUGUUGUUUCAGUUAAAACAUCUGCAUUAAGACCAAGCACGUAUUAUUCUAUUACAAGUGGAGGGCAAUUGACAGCACAUAUGGUGCGAUUUGAUACUGAAAGCAAUUUAAGAAGUAGACACAGGUUUGACCCUGAAGACAAGAACGAAAUUGCUGCCCAAAUAGAAGAUGAUAUUUAUUGCAGACGCAUUACAAAUGCACAAAGCAAACUAGAUUACCUUAAAUCCAUGUCAACCAGCGAUGAACAAGCUGAACAACAGCGUCUCGAAGAAGUGUCGUUUUUAGAAGAUUGUCUUUUAACACGGGAACCGAUUAAGGAAACUGAUUGGCAGUUUGAUAGUAUACCAGAUAUAUCAUCUCGUCGUUUCUCGCAGAGAUCAUGGAAGGAUCAAGACAUAUAUCAAUGUGCUAUUGAUCAAUUCAAAUCUGAUCUUAAAUAUUGGAGCUAUUGCAUUCCACCCGGCUAUAACAGACAAUACAAGUUUCCUUUGGAAUUCAAGGACCCAAUUAUUGCUGCUCAUCUUACUGAAAAAGAAGAACGACCUCCAUUAACAAAGGAUCACUUGAGUUAUGAAUCAUCAGCACUAUCUAUCAAAGAAAGAAGAAACAUGAAUCAUGUCCCAAGUAUUGUAACAAGCGACACACAACCUCUUAAGCAGCGAGAUGUACCUUUUACACCGCCUUAUAGUGGCAUAUCUCAAAAUCCAGAUAUAUUAACGAGCAAAAAUCCCUUCCAAACAUCUUCUCCUGAAAGAGUAACUCCUCCUUUAAAAGAAGAGCCUCGAAAUACCAAUCCUUUUGAGCAAGAACUUCCCCAAGAGCAACAAUCUACAAACCCAUUUGAAUCGACCACUACGUUUGAAAGAAAAGAGAGCCAUAAUUGGAUGUCAUCUUCACAUCAUUUAAGUCUAAGUUUCUCAAGACAUAGUACAAGCGAAGACAGUAUUAAAUCUCACCAUUCAAAAUUCAAUCCAUUUAGAAAGAUCAAGUCGUAUAGAUUAAACAAGGAUGAAGCUGGCGAUGUGCCUAGCUUAAAGAGAGAAUCAUCUUCAGCAAACCGUAGAAAUGCAUUACAUGGCCCUUUUUAAUUUCACCUUUGUAGAACUUUUGAUAUUAAUAAUAAUAAAAUUACCUUUGCU